Messenger RNA from Didymodactylos carnosus, 483 nucleotides. The record is from the annotation of a GenBank genome assembly. NCBI's taxonomy places the organism in Eukaryota, Metazoa, Rotifera, Eurotatoria, Philodinida, Philodinidae.
AUGUCAAUAAUCCCUCAAAUUUAUCAAUAUUUAAUAAAAGUUUUAGUAUAUAAAACGCAGUAUUCACCCGUGAAUUUUAUCGUGACAACGACUUUGGUCGCACGUCAACAUCGUGAAAUGGGAAAAUCGUUUCAUUGUUUGGGCCUAACGGAUGUUGAUAAGGCCAGAGAUAGUGCAACUAAUUGGACAUUUCAUAUUGGUGAUGCAUUCCAUACAUUCGAGGAAUUUACGUCGAAAUUAAAUGAAUAUUCAUCUACUACAAGCGCCGUAUUUUCCAUGGGUUGUACAACAAGAUUUAAAUCUAAAUUAAUUUAUAAAGCAAUUGAAUAUAAUUGUUGGCAUGGUGGUAAACAACGUAAACGGAGCAAAAGUCUAAAGCCACAUCAACAUCAUAUGGCCUUAGAUUGUGAAGCUAGAAUUCCUCUGUAUAAUGCCGAUGGAGUUCUAAAAACCACAAAAUUAGAACUAUGUCAUGAUCAUUAA